UCUUUAAUGUGCGAAACAUAAUAUUUUAACACUUUAUAAGAAUGGUUACCUUUGCUCCUGAUGAAAUUGGACUUGUUGACCAGUCAUCCUGCGCUGGUGUUCGGGCUGAUUUAAAAACAUGUUUGUUAAAUAGUGAUUGUUGCAAAAAGGAUAAAAAGACACCACGAGAAUGUUUAAAAGAAGGCAGGGUGCCCGACGAAUGUUUGCAGUUACGACAGAGUUUUUUUGAGUGCAAGCGGUCUAUACUGGAUAAUAGACGAAGAUUUAGGGGUUUAAAGGGAUAUUGAUUUUAUUAAUAUGUAUGAGAAGCUAGUGAGAUUUAAUAUGUUACUUAGUAUUACUAGUUAAUAUAAAUUUGUUAAUUA
Pieris brassicae (large cabbage white) is the source of this 365-nucleotide messenger RNA. RefSeq names its product cytochrome c oxidase assembly factor 5. The record is from RefSeq and is a predicted model, not a curated record. The transcript is spliced from 3 exons. Gene Ontology annotation, cellular component: mitochondrion. Gene Ontology annotation, biological process: mitochondrial respiratory chain complex IV assembly. The coding region runs from base 42 to 287 and encodes 81 amino acids. Lineage: Eukaryota; Metazoa; Arthropoda; Insecta; Lepidoptera; Pieridae.